Messenger RNA from Salvelinus fontinalis (brook trout), 3587 nucleotides. RefSeq names its product stonustoxin subunit beta-like. Gene Ontology annotation, molecular function: protein binding. The record is from RefSeq and is a predicted model, not a curated record. The transcript has 3 exons. Lineage: Eukaryota; Metazoa; Chordata; Actinopteri; Salmoniformes; Salmonidae. Bases 81 to 1988 code for a protein of 635 amino acids.
CACACCUCUCCUCUCUCUCUCCUUCUCCAUUCUACUGACUGCAGAACGAAGUCAAAACUGGAGCAGAGUGACUUCCUACUAUGGAUCUUUGCUCAAACCGAACAUUGAGUCUGGCAGCACUGGGACGGCCCUUCUCCCUGGGAAUGCUGUAUGACUGUCGCAAUGACUACCUCAUUCCAGGCCUGACGCUGUGGAACGAGGAACCACUCAGAAAGCACAUCAUUACAACAGACGAGCCUUUCACCGACUUCAAAGUAAUCACAUCUGACUCUACAGCUGACAAAUACUCUCUGUUAAAUGUGAACGGCUCUCUCAAAGCAAGCUUUUUGGCAGGGCUGGUUAAGGUUGAGGGAUCAGCUAAGUAUUUGAAAGAUGUUAAAGAGUCUCAGAAUCAGGCGAGAGUCACACUUUGUUACAGCACUACGAAGAAAAACUGUCAACUGGCCAUGAACCAUCUUGGGCAGGAACACAUAAAGUACAAGGAGGUUUUUAGGGAAGGCAUAGCUACACAUGUGGUCACAGGUAUACUUUAUGGAGCAAAUGCUUUCUUUGUGUUUGAUCGUGAGGUCUCAAGUGAAGAGGACCGUCAAGACAUUGAGGGACACUUGAAAGUGAUGUUUAAUAUGGUUCCUGAUGUUUCUAUUGAAGGUGAGAGUGAUUUAGACAUGAAGAACACUUCUAAAACUAAAGCUGACAAGUUCUCUUGUAGAUUCCAUGGGGACGUUCUCCUGGAAAACAAUCCUGUAUCUUUUCAAGAUGCCAUGGACACCUACAAAACCUUGCCUCAGAAGGUAGGUGAGGGGGUUCCUGUGCAAGUCAAUCUACUUCCGUUAAAAGCCUUGGACCCCACUGCAGCCCAGAUGGUUUGUCAGAUCAGUGGAAGCUUAGUUGACCAAUGGCAUACUGCGCUGGAAUACCUCAGUGAGCUGGAGAUGAGAUGCAAUGAUGCAAUAAGAAGCAAGCCAGUAAAAUACUUCAAGGAAAUUGAUGCCAAAGUGAAAACUUUCAAAAAACUGUGUUCCACAGAGUAUUUGAAGACUACUUUGGCGGACCUCCUUCCGUCUAUUAGAGGGGGAGAAAAGGAAGAGAGGGUGUUGUCCGACUUCUUGAAAAAGCAGCAAGAGUUCCGUUUCAACAGCAACAUCCUCAGUGAAUGUAUGGAUCGCAUCGAGAGAGAGAUCAAUGUGGUUGAUCGAUUCCUAAGCAUGAUUACGGAGGACUACAGUCAGACCUGUUCCACCAAGAUAGUCACAUCGAAGAGCGAACUUGACAAAGAGGUCUUGAACUCAAAGGUGAAGCGUGUUGUAUGUUUCACUUUCACCUCUCUGGGGUGUGAGGACCCUAUUCUGUCAGCUUUGGAUUCCCCCUCUGAGAACACACAAACCUUAGUUCCAGUUAAACCUGAUUUGACAAGAUGGUACCACUCUGACAACAUAUUUGAUGACAUGGACAAGCAAGCUGGACUUUUCAAAGAUUUUGCAGAAGCUAACAAAGAAAACACACAAACACGUUUCCUCUUGGCCUCCAUUCCCAACAAGGAACAAGAAGGAGCCAGCAUUUACCUUUAUGAGAACGGAUCCAAAAGAAACGAGCGUUUCGAGCCUCCAUCUAAACCUGAGAAGCCCACAGCACGUGACAGAACUCACAACAGUGUGACGCUGGAGUUGUUCCCUCUUGAUAGGGGAGCCCAUGACGUCACCCACUACCUGAUUGAAUACUGUAUUGAUGAGAAAGAUGAAUGGAGCAGCGAGAAGACGUCUGAAUCCCACACAGCCUACACAGUGUCUGGACUGCUUCCCAGUACAGGGUACAAGUUCAAAUACAGAGCCGUGUGUUCAGCAGGCCUUGGUCCAGACAGCGAGGUUAGUGACAUCAUCAGAACCUUGCCGUCCGCCACUCUUUUAAUGGUUGAAGAUGUUUGUGUUGUUCUGUUAAAGGUAUUUGGAUUUCCAUUUUUCUUUGGAAACAAGAAACGAUACAGCCGGUGAAUAAACUAGUCAGGGUCAGGUUUGGAGAGCAGAGUUCCAGGACCAGGAGGACAAUCUAUCUGGUGGGAGACAAAGACCAGGUAAUGGCUCUGAUGAUCAACUACAUCCUGGGAGUUCAGUGGGAGAAUGGGUUCCGUUUCAAGCUACCUCAAAAUGACGAGGUAUCUACAAUGAUAUAUGAAAUCAAUUACCAGGAUGGAUUCCAGAUCCCCUUCUCCCUCACCAUUAUCUAUGAUAAAAAUGUAAGUGUAAAUCAAUAGAUUUGGACCAGAUCGGGGUCAAUGCUCUGUGCUCUGUGUGCGAUGCGGCUGAGUUUAGGGAUCUAGACUCUAAAGAUUGUAAAGAAAUGAAGAGAUGUAAGAUGGUGAACCUGUUGACACAUGCAGAUGGAAGGCAACUCUUUAAACAUAUGAACACUGAGGACAUUCCAGUUCACUUCAAGUUCAAUCUGUCAGCGUUUACAGACCAUGAUGAUGGUGAUGAUGAUGAUGAUGAUGGUGACAAUGAUGAUGGUGAUGAUGGUGAUGACCAUCCUCAGUUUGAGAAGAUGUUCUGGGAUGCAGAUAUGGGGAGUAUGAAGAGGUUUUUCAAGACCUUGUUGAAAAUGGAGAGCUCAUGUUCCCUCAACGACCUGAUUGGUUGAAUACAGACAGAUUGUGUUUCUUUAUUUAGCAGGUCAACCUCAUCUUGUUAUCUUCUUGGUGUCCAUAAUGCAGAGACAAGACCUCUCUGCUUUUGACCGUCUCAAGGCUAUUGGCCCUCAUUUCCUUUAGUUUCCUUCUACUGUUCUACUGUUCUACUGUUUACCUGUUCUACUGUUCUACUGUUCUACUGUUCUCCCCAGUUGUUAUGGGAUGUCCUCUACUGUUCUACUGUUCUACUGUUCUCCCCAGUUGUUAUGGGAUGUCCUCUACUGUUCUACUGUUCUACUGUUCUACUGUUCUACUGUUCUCCCCAGUUGUUAUGGGAUGUCCUCUACUGUUCUACUGUUCUACUGUUCUACUGUUCUACUGUUCUACUGUUCUACUGUUCUCCCCAGUUGUUAUGGGAUGUCCUCUACUGUUCUACUGUUCUACUGUUCUACUGUUCUCCCCAGUUGUUAUGGGAUGUCCUCCACUGUUCUACUGUUCUACUGUUCUCCCCAGUUGUUAUGGGAUGUCCUCCACUGUUCUACUGUUCUACUGUUCUCCCCAGUUGUUAUGGGAUGUCCACUACUGUUCUAUUGUUCUCCUGUUCUCCCCAGUUGUUAUGGGAUGUCCUCUACUGUUCUACUGUUCUACUGUUCUCCCCAGUUGUUAUGGGAUGUCCACUACUGUUCUACUGUUCUACUGUUCUCCCCAGUUGUUAUGGGAUGUCCUCCACUGUUCUACUGUUCUACUGUUCUCCCCAGUUGUUAUGGGAUGUCCUCCACUGUUCUACUGUUCUACUGUUCUCCCCAGUUGUUAUGGGAUGUCCUCCACUGUUCUACUGUUCUCCCCAGUUGUUAUGGGAUGUCCUCCACUGUUCUACUGUUCUACUGUUCUCCCCAGUUGUUAUGGGAUGUCCUCCACUGUUCUACUGUUCUACUGUUCUCCCCAGUUGUUAUGGGAUGUCGUCUAC